Saccostrea echinata is the source of this 561-nucleotide messenger RNA. RefSeq names its product heavy metal-binding protein HIP-like. The record is from RefSeq and is a predicted model, not a curated record. Gene Ontology annotation, molecular function: protein binding. Lineage: Eukaryota; Metazoa; Mollusca; Bivalvia; Ostreida; Ostreidae. The transcript is spliced from 3 exons. Bases 7 to 561 code for a protein of 184 amino acids.
CCAAAUAUGUUAAAUAUGUUGAAAACAACGCUUCUCCUUUUAUGCAUAUUGGUUGAAGUGUGUACAAAAGGAACCCAUCAAGACUUCAUCAGUAAAUUCAACAAGUACAACUCCGUAUGUCAAGGAAUAGGAUAUAAAACAAUGAACUGUUCUGGAACAGAAAAAAGUAAUAUCAUUGCUUUUAAUACACUUUUGUCUAAACGACAAGAGAAUCUUGGAAAGAGUUCCGUUGUUGUAUUUGGAAACAUAAUACUAAACACUGGAAAUGCCUAUGACGGUAUCACAGGUAAAUUUACAGCACCUGAGCAUGGUAUCUACUCAUUCUCGUGGACCAUUCUUACAACAACUGGAAAGUAUUUUCACACAGAAAUUGUCCUCAAUGGUAACAUUAUUGGUUAUAAUCAUGUGGACGGUACCACAGGCAGUUCUCACUAUUCUUCCGGAUCUUCAUCAGCUAUAAUAAAAAUGAAGAAGAAUGAUAAAGUCUGGAUAAGAACACAUGGUGACCAUGGAAAGUUUGCUUACGAAAACUGGUCGUCCUUUUCCGGAUUUAAAUUGUAA